Molecule: messenger RNA, 687 nt
Organism: Alternaria atra
Lineage: Eukaryota; Fungi; Ascomycota; Dothideomycetes; Pleosporales; Pleosporaceae
Exons: 2
Coding region: 1-687 (228 amino acids)
Molecular function (GO): oxidoreductase activity
Source: RefSeq, a predicted model, not a curated record
AUGACCUACGAAUCAACCAUAACUUUCACGCUAGACACAAUCUGUCCUUGGACAUAUCUAGGCUUCGUCCGCCUCAGCCAAGCCCUCUACAAUUACCAGUCCGCAAACCCCGACUCCCCAGCAACCUUCACCCUCAAACUAGCCCCUUAUCAACUCAAUCCCGAUGCCACCCAAGAAGGCGUCGAUAAAUAUGAAUGGUACAAGAACGAAAAGUACAACGGCAGCGAAGAACGCAUGAACAUGUACAUGGCCGCCAUGGAAGACUUGGGCAGGGCCGAGAACGUCAAGUUUGAUUUCAGGGGUGGCAUGGUAGCGAACACCUUACAUGCACAUCGGAUAUUACAGUAUCUGCAAAACAAUAAACAGCAGGGUAUCCAGCUAAAGGCUCUGAAAUCGCUGUACUGGCAGUAUUUUGAACAGCGCGCUCAUCCGAGCAGUAACGAGACGCUCGUCAAAGCGUGUGUAGCGGCUGGUAUGGCCGAAGACGAGGCGGAGAAGCUGGUGGAGGAUAGUGAUGAAGAGUUGAGAGAGACGAAGGCCGCGAUUCGGGAACAGGUUGGUAACGGUGUGGAUAGUGUGCCGUAUGUUAUUUUUGAGGGGAGGAAGAGGGAUUUUACGCUUGUGGGGGCGAAGAGCGUAGCGGAGUAUGAGAAGGUGUUGGGACAGGUUGUUAAGGAAUGUACGUGA